This is a messenger RNA of Impatiens glandulifera, 650 nucleotides long. Its product is annotated as histone H3.2-like. The record is from RefSeq and is a predicted model, not a curated record. Gene Ontology annotation, molecular function: structural constituent of chromatin; protein heterodimerization activity; DNA binding. The transcript has a single exon. The coding region runs from base 53 to 463 and encodes 136 amino acids. Gene Ontology annotation, cellular component: nucleosome. Lineage: Eukaryota; Viridiplantae; Streptophyta; Magnoliopsida; Ericales; Balsaminaceae.
GAUAUUCAUCUUCUUCCAUUUUCUCUUUAUCUUUGUUUAUUCGAUCAAACAAAUGGCUCGUACAAAGCAGACGGCGAGGAAGUCUACCGGCGGGAAGGCGCCAAGGAAGCAGUUGGCAACCAAGGCGGCGAGGAAAUCAGCUCCGGCCACCGGAGGAGUUAAGAAGCCACACAGAUUCAGGCCUGGAACCGUGGCUCUGAGAGAGAUUCGCAAAUACCAAAAGAGUACCGAACUUCUCAUCCGAAAACUUCCUUUCCAGAGGCUUGUACGUGAGAUCGCACAGGACUUCAAGACCGAUCUCCGUUUCCAGAGUUCGGCCGUCGCCGCUCUCCAGGAGGCAGCUGAAGCUUAUCUGGUUGGUCUGUUCGAAGACACCAAUCUCUGUGCGAUUCACGCCAAACGUGUCACCAUCAUGCCCAAGGAUAUGCAGCUUGCUCGCAGGAUCCGCGGCGAGAGGGCUUAGAUCUGUAAUAAUCAUUAGACACUAUAGCUUAAUUCCCCGGUGUAUUGUAGUGUUACUGUUAUCCUAACUAGCUAGUUAGGGUUUUUAUUGCUGUUAUCAGAUCCCUUAUUAUCCUAUGUCUGUCUAGGUUUCUUAUCUUCUGUCUCACUAUAUACUAAAUACUAGUAAAUCAUUUUGGUUAUCGGAA